This is a messenger RNA of Saccostrea echinata, 2213 nucleotides long. RefSeq lists its product as uncharacterized. The record is from RefSeq and is a predicted model, not a curated record. NCBI's taxonomy places the organism in Eukaryota, Metazoa, Mollusca, Bivalvia, Ostreida, Ostreidae. The coding region runs from base 38 to 1978 and encodes 646 amino acids. The transcript has 2 exons.
AGUCUGUAUUUAUUGAGCUAAACAAAAAACCAACAACAUGGAAACGAGGAGAAAGAGACACCUCUCUUCCAUAGAAUCAAGCUCGAAGUCCAAAAGACCCAGAAGAAGGACCGAAGUUUCACUGCCAGAAAACAAAGAAAGAUCGAAUCAAGAGAUGGACAUCAACAUAAAGAAGUUGAAGAAAGAAGAUGAGGUAAUAACCAUAGAAUUAGAUGAAAAUGAAACUUUUGACUACUCAUCAAAAAAGGCAAGAAACUCCAGUAAUCUAAAGGAUCAUGUGUCAAAAGCUGAUAAAUGCUCUCUUAAAGAUCACAAAGAGGUCCCACUAGAUGUCCAAGGCUCUCUUGAAAGAGAGGAGAAACCAAAUCAACUAUUGUGCAACAAGCAUCCUUUUUUAAAUGCAUCAGAGAUACCAACAGAAGAGAAUGCUGAAAAGGAUGUAGUUGAACCUUUACCUCCAGAAAUACCUUCAUCUGUCAAGAACAUCAGAACCUCAAAUGAACAAAGUGAAUCACUAAUUCAGCCGUCUACCAGAGAACAAACAGAACAGGAGACACCACUGGUAACUCAAUCCAGCAGGACUACUGCUAAACAGAUGUUGGAUACUAGAGAUGAGGAAUCUCUAGUUGCAGCCCAAUCAAUGACAAGCUUGGCAAAUGGACACUGUUCAAAUGGAGCACAUAUACCAGUGGAGGAGCAAAGUCCAAGCAGCAUAGCUGAGGUAGAUAGAUCCCCAAGAAAGAGGGGAAAUAAUAAUGAGGAAGAGAUUCCUAAUAUCAGAUACAGAAUGGACCCCACCUACCAAGAUCUCAGUGGAGAAUCAAAUGCAAAUCCUACAGAAAAACAAGGUAUUGAUGAAUCAUCAAUUCCUUCAAUGCAGCCAGGUAACGAGUGGAAUGCACAAGGAGUACCUCUGCAUAGCAGUAACCUUAACAAUCGCUGGAACUAUCAUUCUCACAGUUACAGCUGCAAUCAAAACAAUAUUUUACCACCUGCUUCCAGCCUCCUGAAAGUUCCUCGAAUAUAUGAUGAAAAUAUGAACAUACAACAUGGACCAAACAGUUACCAGACAGCCAGAUCAGGACCGAUGCCAGGGUUUGCCAAUAAUAUGGGUCAGGCUAUACAAACAGUAUCCACCCCUACAAGAAUGGAAAACCAUUACGAAGGUCCCCACAUGUCUGUGCCAGAUUCCCAUUUUCCUUACCACAGUCAAAUGAUGAAUAACCCAGAAUACUAUGUGAUGCCCAGCAAUCACGGCUCAGCCAUUGGACCAGGCAAUUCUGCCCAUAUCUUCAACAGCUUUCCACACAGUGAUCAUCAAUUUCCUCCAGCAGCAAACAUUGAAAUUCCAGAGUCUGGUCAGUACCAUGAAUCAGGUAGUGCCAAUUACCACAGAAGAACCAGAUCAUCCAAAGCAAAGCCCAACCAAAACUACCUUGACAUCGUUAAAAACUUUGUCUACAGCCCCAAAGAAGAAUACAUCAUGACCCGUCCGAGAGAUGAGUAUAUUGUGGCUCCACAUGAUGUGUUUGGUAAGCCUCCUGAUGACAAGGAUACAUUUUACAUGGCCAUUUCUCCUGAAGUUAAUCCCACAGAGGUUCAGUCCAUCGACCACAAAGGUCUAAUCUCAAAAUACAUUGACUACCUUCUAAUCGAGAAUGAGCACAUCACAGAAAUGUCCAAAUCUGUUUCCAUACCUAUUGAGAAUUGUGUGAUGGAUGACCCUUACUUGAUGGACAUAGUUCGAGUUAAGAUUCCCUUCCCGACUCCAAAGUAUCUACAAUGGCUAAGCUCCUACUACCCCACCAUUCAGGUAGACUGGCCAGCAAUAAAAAAGGAACUGGCUGCCUAUAAUGGAGAUGGAGGGAGAAAACCAAAGAGAACCUAUUUUUUAGACCGCAGGCCCAGUCACAUCCUUUUAGGGGAAUCCUUCUAUUUCUUCCAACGGGAGAAAGACAAGCAAUCAACUGAGAAAUGAUUUCUGUGCUUACAAAUUUAUUGCAUGAAAUAAUGCCAGUUCUUGUUUUGCUUAUUAAGAGAUUUCAUGUUUUACGUCAUAUUUUUUUGCUGUCUACAUAGCCAAGCUACACAAGGGAUCACUGUUUGCCACAAAACACCAUAUUCUUUUCAUUAAUUCAUGGAUCUGACCAACAUCCUUUUUAGGUCACCUGAGUCACUCAGGUGACCUAUUGCUAUCUAUUUUAUCCGUCGUC